This is a messenger RNA of Hemibagrus wyckioides, 2499 nucleotides long. RefSeq names its product complement receptor type 1. The transcript is spliced from 13 exons. Bases 138 to 1868 code for a protein of 576 amino acids. Lineage: Eukaryota; Metazoa; Chordata; Actinopteri; Siluriformes; Bagridae. The record is from RefSeq and is a predicted model, not a curated record.
UGUGUGUGUGUGUGUAAAAAACGGAGGGUUGGACUUUACGCCUCCGUUCACCUUCACCACUUCAACUCACUUUAACGGGCUACAAAACCGAUCAUUCGGUGUGUUCUCUAUAAUCUUUUUCAGUCAGAGCUUUGGAUAUGGCGGACGUGUUUUGGACCUGGGUGUUUUUGGCGUUCUCCUCGCACCUAGUUGUGUCGUAUCCAAAUCGUAAAUGUGGCUCUCCGGAGUUGUAUUCGGGCAAAGUGCUGGACGAAAGAUAUGCGAGGAAGAUGGAGUUUAAUGACGGAGAUAGAGUGAUGUAUAAAUGUGAGUUCGGCUACACGACCAGCCGGGGCUCGCGCUACUCCUACUGUCGGGACGGAGUGUGGAGUCGUCUGGAGCUGCAGUGCAAACAGAAACUGUGCGGUUCUGCUGGAGAGAUACCGAAUGGACGAUUCAGACAGACUGGAAACGCCUUCGGAGACACAGCUGAAGCAGUGUGCAAUCAAGGCUACGUUCUGCAAGGAGAUCCCAUUAGGGAAUGCAAUGUUAACGGAUGGAGUGGAACGAUUCCUAGAUGUGUAGUGGAUGAUUUAUUUACUUCAGCUGCAAAAUGUCCACUACUCAAGAAAAGUAAAAAUGCUACAUAUCACGGAACGAAGGGCAUGUAUGAACCUGGAGAAACCUUAUCCUACUCCUGCAAUGUUGGAUUCCGGUUGAUUGGCAAUAGCAAUGUUCUGCAGUGUGACAGAACUGGAAAGUGGAACCCUAAUCAUGCUAAUUGUCAACUGAAAAAGAUCAAAUGUGAGAAAUUUAGCAUAACUAAUGGUAAAGUAAAGUUUGGUCAUCUAAACUUUAACACAAAAGUAAACAUAAGCUGCAAGGAUGGGUACCGCCUCAAAGGGUCAAGUGUCGUCACUUGUGGAGCAGACAGCUCCUGGACUCCAGCUCUACCCACCUGUGAACAAGGUAGUAGUACUCAAGUGAUGCCCGCACAGGUCAAAUGCCUGCCCCCAGCCGUGCCCAACAGCAUCAUACAGGUCGAAAACAAGAUGGAAUAUGUAGUCGGGGAACACACUACCAUUUCUUGUCAGGCAGGCUUCAAGCUGAUUGGCUCAUCAUGGGUCACAUGUGGAGCAGAUGGCCAAUGGCAGGAAAUUCCAGAAUGUCGUUUUACUGAAAGAAGAUGCCAGCCUCCGCCAAGCCCUGAACAUGCACAUCUCGAACAUGGUAACCACUAUGAGCCAAAUAUAGCUCUGCGUUACAGAUGUAAUCCAGGCUACCGUAUGGUUCAAGGACCGAGCACCAUAUAUUGCAGAAAUGGCCAGUGGACUGAUUUAAAGAUGAUAUGUGAAAAGAAAAAAUGUGGUUCGGCCGGGGAGAUUCAGAACGGACGUUAUCACUACACAGGUGCUUCCUUCGGAGACACUGCUACAGCCAGGUGCAAUACAGGGUACCAACUGGUCGGUGCAGGCGUGAGAAAAUGCAGAGAAAAUGGAUGGGAUGGCAGAGAAUGUGUGUGUGAGGCUAUCCAGUGCCCUGAACCUGAAGUGGUGCCAGAUGCAGACUUAAAUUUCGACACAAGUGGAAUAAUAAGAUAUGGCUACAUGGCAUCCUACACAUGCCGCUUUGGCACAUUGAUAGGAGCUUCAGACAUAUACUGCACAGAAGAUGGCACAUGGAGUGCUCCAGCUCCUCGGUGUGAAGUUGUUAUCUGCUCUUCCCCCAUCGUGAGUGAUGGAUUAAUAGUUUCUGGACUGAGACCUCAAUACCAGUCCGGGAGCUCAGUGAGGUUCAUGUGCUACCCAGGGAAAAGAUUAUUAGGCCCUGAUGUCAUCACAUGUGAGGCAGAUGGAAAAUGGUAUCCAAGACUCCCUGUCUGUGGCUGAUCCUUCACCGAAGGGCUGAUCAAGAACACAGCCGUAACUGCUCAUCAAAGAAAUGUAAACCAUAAGCUUUCCUCUGUUUUCUGUGACACAUUGCUAUGAAGCACAAAUUAUAUAGCGAUAUCAUUAAAUAUAAUAUUUAGCACAAAAUUUUUAAUGUCAUAAUAUUAAUAAGCAAUUAAACUGCUGUAUUGCUUGCAUUUAUUACUUGUCUUUAAAAUAAUAUAUUGCUAAAUAUAUUCAGGUCUGUGUACAUUCUUGUUUCUGAAAAAAGAAAAAUUAUAUUUUCAUAUCUCAAUCUCAAUAUGCCUGUUAUUAAAUUGUUAAAAAGUGGUUUGUACUUACACAUUCCACCUUCAGAUUUUUCCGAAACUAUGGACAGAAGACAGCAAGAUUAUACUUAUGUAUGUUGGGAUUUAUAUUGUUUCCAGUUGUCAGAUUUUUCCUGCACAUAAAUAACACAAGUGUCUGAAUGUUGUCACUUUUGUAUUUUUUAAUCCAAAUGUUGAUGUUUUAACGAAAUUUAACAUUACAAGUUGUGUUUGUGUCUUAUAGGGCUAGCAAAUUUGCUAUUGUAUGAACACAAAUUCUUUUCAUUCAAAAAAAAAAAAAAUUCAAUAAAAUUCUGUAAUUU